Molecule: messenger RNA, 903 nt
Organism: Papaver somniferum (opium poppy)
Lineage: Eukaryota; Viridiplantae; Streptophyta; Magnoliopsida; Ranunculales; Papaveraceae
Product: lamin-C-like
Exons: 4
Coding region: 1-903 (300 amino acids)
Source: RefSeq, a predicted model, not a curated record
AUGUUAGUUAUACCUUUUCAAGACUAUGCCCUUGCUAUUGCUCAGCAACCUUCGUCUAGUGAUGCUGCUUCAAUUGCUAGGAUAUCUUCGUUGGAGGGUGGCCCGAGGAAGACGCAGAGGUCUCUGGAAGCUUGCUUAUGGGCUCUUGAGAGAGAUAAUAACGCUGCUAAGGUUGCCGAGGAGGGUCGUAAAGCUGUUGAUUCUGUCUUAGCCACUGAGUCCUCCAAAUCUAUUGUGAAGCAGAUGGUUUCGCUUGAUAAGGAGUGUGACGAAGCCUUUAGAUGGAAAGAAGGUCUUAUUUUAAGGCAAAAGGAGGAUAUUUCCUUAGUUGAGAAACGUCUCUCUGCUCAAGAAGUUAUUCGUAAGAAAUAUCAUGCUGAUUUUGAAGAUGCUUGCGCUUCUUUAACCAAGGUCACUGCAGAGCAGUUAGAGAAUGUGUACCGAGAUUUAUCUUAUGAGAAUGAGUCGCUCCGCAUAGAUGUUGACGAUCUUCGGACUGAAAGGGAUACCCUUUUGGAUGAUCUUGAUAUGGCUGAGGUGGACCUUGCUGAAGCUCAACAUAGUCUAAAAAAGUCUCAUAUCCAUGCCGGAGGUCUCCAAGAGAAGCUUGUGGGUGCAAAUGCUAAGAUCAUCAACCUUGAGGGUCAGAUAUCCCAGUUGGAAAUAUCUCGCCAGUUUGAUCCUGCUGCUAGAUUUAAGACUGAGGCUCUUCAGCGACCUAACGAUCAACUCAGUGCUCAGCUUAGGAAGCUUCGUCAGAAGUCGACUUCUGAUAUGUCAGCUCAGGCUUCUGAGAUGGAGGCGCGGUUUAAGCGUUCUGCCAUCGAUUAUAUCAACAAUGCUUUUGCGGAGGCUGAGCUCCAAGCGGAGGUUGUCACCUUUCCUCGUCUUCCUUAUCCUUGA